Toxotes jaculatrix (banded archerfish) is the source of this 1532-nucleotide messenger RNA. It is a transcript of the gene hmg20a, whose product is annotated as high mobility group 20A. The transcript is spliced from 10 exons. The coding region runs from base 130 to 1005 and encodes 291 amino acids. Gene Ontology annotation, biological process: regulation of gene expression. The record is from RefSeq and is a predicted model, not a curated record. Lineage: Eukaryota; Metazoa; Chordata; Actinopteri; Toxotidae. Gene Ontology annotation, cellular component: nucleus.
GGCAGGCAGAGCCACGGAGUACCUUAUCUAAGUGGCAGGGGGGCAGAAACCACAUCCAGGAUACAGAGGCUCACUUCCCACACAGUGAUUUGGAAGAGUUCAGAGAUUGCCCCUGUAGUCAUAGAAGUCAUGGAGGAGCAGACAGGCUCUCCUGGAGCCAAUACUGACAGCAACAACCAGAGAAAUGGAGAUGAGAAACCCCGACGUGGCAGCUGGACCAAGGGGAGGAAGAGGAAGAAGCCAAUGAAGGACAGCAAUGCACCCAAGGCCCCCCUAACGGGCUACGUUCGCUUCAUGAACGACAGACGGGAGCAGCUACGGGCAGAGCGUCCAGACGUGCCCUUUCCAGAGAUUACGAGGAUGCUGGGCAAUGAGUGGAGCAAGCUGCCCCCUGAGGAGAAGCAGCGAUACUUGGAUGAGGCAGAGCGAGAUAAGGAGCGCUACAUGCGGGAGCUGGAGAAGUACCAGAAGACAGAGGCCUACAAACAUUUCACCAGGAAGGUCCAGGAGAAGCAGAAGGGCAAGCGGCACAGGGGAGAUGUUGGGCACCAGGUAUCCAACGAGGCCCUGCACGAGAAGGAUGCAGAAGGGAAGGACAGAACUGUGUUUGACAUACCAAUCUUCACAGAGGAGUUUCUCAACCACAGCAAAGCACGUGAAGCUGAGAUGCGGCAGCUACGUAAGACCAACAUGGAGUAUGAGGAGCGUAACGCGGCGCUGCAGAAGCAUGUGGAGAGCAUGCGCGGGGCAGUGGAGAGGCUGGAAGGCGACGUGAUGCAAGAGAGGGGACGCAAUGGCCUCCUCCAGCAACACCUGGAGACCCUGCGUCAGGCGCUCACCUCCAGCUUCUCCUCUUUACCUCUGCCAGGUAGUGGAGAGACACCCACCCUUGAAACCAUUGACUCCUACAUGAAGAAGCUCCACAGCAUCAUUGUCACUAACCCCCAAGAACACGAGAAUCUCAUCAACACUGUGAGAGACGUUGUCAACCGUCUGGACAGGUAAGAGAUAAUUGGACCAAGACCACCUGAUUUGAUGGAUUGAGAUUCGCAGCGACAUUGAGCAGAUGCUGUUUCCAGGUUGAUGCUUUGCUCCCUGACAGUGAAUCUUCCUGUCAAUCUGUCAUCUCAUCCCAGUUGAUUUUAAAACAUCUUUUAAUACUCUGCUAAGGUGAUGUAGGUGAAGGUGAUGUAGCGUUUCAUAUUUAUUUAUUGGUUGUUCUUUUUUUUUUUUUUUUUACAUUUUUUACACAUUUUUAUCUUUCACACUUUAUUAACAUAGCUGUAGUUUGUUUUCUAAAAUAAUCAGAUGACAGGACAUGAAACUCUUUUCUGUUACUCCUUGCUCCUGUUCUGUCUUCACUGUCCAUUUAUAGCAAAAGCUUCCACAACAAUAUCUAAGCCACUACAUUUUGUAUCAGAUCAAAGAAAAGUGUGUCAGUGGGUUUGUAUUUACCACAUCCAAGAAAUAUUGUUAAGCAGACUUUCAGUUGAAGAAAAAAAAUGUGCCAUUUCUUUUUUUUUUCCUUUGUG